AUGUUCAUCGCUGUGUCAGGAACACUUGCCUCGGGUAAGUCUGAGGUUGUCAGAUACUUGACGUUUCAAGGGUUCACACUCGUUUCUAUAGAGAGCCAGGGCGACCAGAACGGUGCCUCGAAACCCAAUGAGAAUGGUACUGGUGCUCUUAAUGGGAACGGUACACAUCACAAGGGACCCAGUGCGUUGGACCAGCAGAUAUUUCCCUCAUUCGACGCUCUUUUGAAUCAUGUUACCGAGAACUGGCGUUCAAACUAUGUCCUUUCCCAUAUAGAUCAUCUGGAAACGCUUAAGGCGCUCCAGAAGAGGCCAUUCUUCCUCCACCUUUCGAUAGACGCCCCAUUAACCUUACGUUUCCAGAGACACCAGUUGAAAAACGGCGAGAAAGCUUUGAGCCGAAGUGAGUUCAUCGAACAGUCCGACGAUCUCUUGUUUAACGCUGCAAACCCACUCCUCGAAAUCAAUAAUCAAGCACACAUCAAAAUCAUCAAUACGUCAACUUCGCUUAAGGAUCUUUAUGUGAAACUAAGUGAACUUGAUCUACUUAAUCAAGAACGACUUCGGCCUACGUGGGAUUCUUACUUUAUGCGUUUAGCCGACUUGGCUGCGUUAAGAUCAAAUUGCAUGAAACGUCGUGUUGGCUGCGUCAUAGUGAAGGAUAAUAGAGUGGUGGCAACAGGUUACAACGGUACUCCACGUAACUUGACCAACUGUAACGAAGGAGGAUCGGAGCAGCCUUAUCUACAUGCUUAUGUUUACACGCGGAAGAAAAUGCAUUACUUGAAGCUGGAAGAGACCGUAUAG
Messenger RNA from Candidozyma haemuli, 804 nucleotides. Its product is annotated as deoxycytidine monophosphate deaminase. Bases 1 to 804 code for a protein of 267 amino acids. The record is from RefSeq and is a predicted model, not a curated record. NCBI's taxonomy places the organism in Eukaryota, Fungi, Ascomycota, Pichiomycetes, Serinales, Metschnikowiaceae. Gene Ontology annotation, molecular function: catalytic activity. The transcript has 2 exons.